UUACAAUGGUCCCUGAGUUGCCCAGACCCAUAGUGCAUACUCCAGUAGGCAGUUUUCGAGGUCUCCAGGCCCAGGAUGGGAAUUACUCCAUGUUCUUGGGUAUCCCGUAUGCAAGAGUUGAUCCUGACAAUGUUUUUGGUCCUCCUAUUCCACACAAAUUUGAAGGGAUAUUUGAAGCCGUCGACGAUACCUCAAGGUGUCCACAAGUUGAAGAAUUCAACAACACAAUCACUGGGACAUUAGACUGUCUUCACGUCAACAUUCACGUACCGUACAGCGCUAGUAUUGAUAAUCCCUUGCCUGUUAUGAUCUACAUAUUUGGGGGCAUAUUCGAAUAUGGGUUUGCAGGCAGAUACGUCUACGGACCACGAUUCUUGGUCAGACAUGACGUUAUUUUCAUUACUUUCAACUAUCGCGUUGGCCCUUAUGGAUUCAUGUGUCUUAAAACGUCUAAAUUGCCAGGGAAUCAGGGUUUGAAAGAUCAAGUACUAGCAUUACGCUGGAUAAAAGAAAAUAUACGAUAUUUUGGCGGAGACGACUCCAAAAUAACUAUAGCGGGAAACAGUUCAGGUGGAGAAUCUGUGGAUUUGCAUCAAUAUUUUCUACAGGAACCACUUUAUAAUAGAGUGAUUAUGCAAAGUGGCGUUUCGUUAUCUCGUACACUUAUCGAAGAUUCUGAUCCAUAUGCUCCUAUAAAAUUAGCAAAGCAAUUGAAUUAUACAACGAAUGAUAUUAACGAAGCUUUAUCAUUUCUGAAUAAACUAAGGCCACGUGAACUUAUUGCUGCAACAAGGGAUUCUGGUGUAUUUUUUGGACCGUGUGUUGAAAAGCAAUUCGAGAAUGCUGAUAACUAUAUAACGAAAUAUCCAGCUGAUUUGAACACAAUUACUCGUAGAGAUGCCGAUGUCUUAAUUGGUAUUAAUAACGACGAAGCCUAUGUGAUAAUAACCAUAAUAGAAAAAGAUGAAUUUGAAAGUACCGACUACGUGUCUGAGCUCUUAGAAACUUAUUUUGAUUUUAGAAAUGAAAUUAAGCUUUCAGAUGAAAUUCAAAAUAUUGUCCGUUUGUUUUAUUAUGGUGAUGAUUUACAACGUGCAGAUAAUAGGAGACCAGAAAUGAAUGUAUGUGCCGAUUUGGUUUUUCACAGUCCAAUAUUCAGAACUGUUAGAAAAUAUUUGGAAAGUGGUGUAAACAACACGUACUUCUAUACGUUUUCAUUUGUUGGUGAAAGGAAUUACCGUAAGGAUUUAAAUAAUGUGCCAUAUACUGAAGGUGGUGCCGCUCACGCAGAUGAGCUGGGAUAUUUAUUUGAUGUGUCUUACAUGAAAGAACGGUUGCGUGAUGAAGAUAUGCUUAUUGUAGACAGGAUGACCGAACUUUGGACUAAUUUCGCUAAAUAUGGAAAUCCAACACCGAAACCAUCAAAGUUGAUUCCUCUUCAAUGGCCACGCGUAACCCAGGACAAACUGCCAUAUUUGGAGAUAAACACUGAACUUCGCCUAGGUUCAAGACCGAUGCACGAGCGGAUGAGCUUUCUAGACCUUCUGUACAGGCAUAUAGGACAUUACGAAAGAGUCAUAAGUAAGGAGUGA
Molecule: messenger RNA, 1592 nt
Organism: Cydia splendana
Lineage: Eukaryota; Metazoa; Arthropoda; Insecta; Lepidoptera; Tortricidae
Product: bile salt-activated lipase-like
Exons: 3
Coding region: 6-1592 (528 amino acids)
Molecular function (GO): serine hydrolase activity
Source: RefSeq, a predicted model, not a curated record